Molecule: messenger RNA, 306 nt
Organism: Drosophila kikkawai
Lineage: Eukaryota; Metazoa; Arthropoda; Insecta; Diptera; Drosophilidae
Source: RefSeq, a predicted model, not a curated record
AUGGCACGGACAUUGCAGCUUAUAAGGUGUGAUAUACAGCUAUGUCUGGCUAUGUUUAUAGUAUUUGUCAAGGCGGAACGCAGUAUAAAGUUCAUCGCCGGAGAAAGCAGGUUUAAGCGCGAAUACUUUAAGAACUUCACCUUCACGAUCCGAGACGAUCAGAUCUUCCUGGACAUGUACCUCCGAAAGCCGCUGGUUAAGGGCUGGAGGGCCAGGCUAGACUUCCGACUGCACGUGGGAAACUCUAAGACCUUCCAGAGUCUGUUCUCUACCAAUAUAGACGUCUGGUUCCCUCAUAUCUGCUAA